UCAUGAUUCCCUGUAUUUUACAGAUCGUGGUUCCUGUAGCUAUAUACCAUGCCUUCAUUCGCCCAGAAGAGGACUAUCAUCGUUGCUAUCGUCGUAGUUUUCUGUACCUUUGUCAUAUUACGGCAGACUAAAACGAAGACAACCACGGACAUCAGGGCUGAAAGUUCGGUGAUUAAGUUCCUGAAAUGGCCAGGCGAGUUUACAUCGGCAGUUUCUUCUAUGUUCAAUGGACAAUCUAUCCCAAGUAUGGCCCAGAUUCCAGAAACAACUAUUCUGCAAAAUAUGAAACUUGGCGAAAUAUCAGACCUAUAUUUCAGGUAUGUGAACACACUGCAGGUGUUUUGUCCCGUGAAGAAUAUAUACGGAGGCGUUAGGUCAGGCUGGUACACCUGCGAGGUUGCCACCAAGGCAGAUCAGCCAUGCGUGUCCUACAUGAUAACAUCCAAAGAAAAAGAUGCCAUUGUUGAUGCCUUUUUUAAGGAGAUUGGACAAGACUACAAAUGUGAGAAAAACGUGAUUUUGAACAGUACAAUGACAGCCGAGAAAAACUCCCCCGAUACUGACGCCACAUCGUCGGUCGCAGUGCUGAAGUCAAAGAAACAUGUCGACUAUAUGGUCAUGGACGUACAGGGAGGCGAGACACAGUUACUCUCGUUCAUGUUAAAGAACGGCCUGCUGAGGACCGUCGGCCAACUGAUAGUAACAUUCCACGGAAUCAAAGCUGACAGCAACGAGGCCGUGUACGUGGAGCAUCUACAGGUCCUCAGGGCACUUUACCAAGAGGGUUACAGGACCUUCCACUUUAACAGGCAGAUUCAGUGCUUGUUCUCGGGAAAUCCGAUGAAAACUGGCUGCUAUACACUUUCAAUGAUGCGCGAAAUGCCAAUCCAUGGUCCCCUCGAAGUGUUUACCCCAGAGCUCAUCAAAACUCAACCGCUCAACGCUUUGGCUUCGUUGUAUCAUAAGCUUCUGGUGUCAACACAAGUCCACUGUAAAGAGGUGGUCCGUAUAGGAAAGGUUGAUGACGGGGGCUGGGACAUUUGUAACGACACGGAGUACAGACCCUCCUCCCCUUGUAUUGUGUAUUCCUUUGGAGUGGCAGGAGACUGGUCGUUUGAUGACGAAGUGUCCAGGAUUUAUGGAUGCGAAGUGCAUUCUUUUGACCCAAGUAUUGGAAAACAGGAUCACAAGAGAUCGGACAAAAUAACCUUUCACAACCUUGGACUGUGGGGAAAGCCUAAAGGACAACAUGGGAAAUGGAAAAUGAUGAAUCUCGAGGGGAUCAUGCAGAUGUUAGGACAUACCAAUAAAAAAAUUGAUAUAAUCAAAAUGGACAUAGAGUCGUCAGAGUGGUCAGCUAUUCCUGAUAUGAUAUCGACCGGAGUCCUGAAGAAAGCAAGACAAUUCAAUGUUGAAUUCCACAACAACCAUAAUCCACAUGAGAGUUUCCGUUCAAAAAUGUCAAUUCUGCGUGGCAUAAACGAUCAGGGUUUAAAGCUGUUCUGGUCUCAUCCUAAUACAUAUAAUGUCAAACAAUUCGGCCCGACAGGAAGACAGGUUACUGCUUGUUAUGAGAAUUACUAUCUAAAUCCAAAUCUCAAAAAAACAAAUGCGUGAAUGAUAGUGCACUUUAUAAUAAACU
Mizuhopecten yessoensis (Yesso scallop) is the source of this 1642-nucleotide messenger RNA. RefSeq lists its product as uncharacterized. The record is from RefSeq and is a predicted model, not a curated record. The transcript has 11 exons. NCBI's taxonomy places the organism in Eukaryota, Metazoa, Mollusca, Bivalvia, Pectinida, Pectinidae. Bases 49 to 1617 code for a protein of 522 amino acids.